Messenger RNA from Drosophila mojavensis, 2381 nucleotides. RefSeq names its product WD repeat domain phosphoinositide-interacting protein 2 (gene Atg18a). Gene Ontology annotation, cellular component: extrinsic component of membrane; cytosol; phagophore assembly site membrane. The coding region runs from base 195 to 1526 and encodes 443 amino acids. Lineage: Eukaryota; Metazoa; Arthropoda; Insecta; Diptera; Drosophilidae. Gene Ontology annotation, molecular function: phosphatidylinositol-3-phosphate binding; phosphatidylinositol-3,5-bisphosphate binding; protein binding. The record is from RefSeq and is a predicted model, not a curated record. Gene Ontology annotation, biological process: protein localization to phagophore assembly site; protein lipidation; autophagy of mitochondrion. The transcript has 6 exons.
GCAAAUUAGCCCCAUCCCUAGUGCAAAACAUAGCAAAAACAAUUGCGCGAUAGAAAUUAUUUUAGAAAUAUAAAUAAAUAGACAGUGUUUAUAAUAGAACCAUUGAAUAGUGUUAUCGUACACGUUGUCCAAAGUUUUGGCCGUGCAUAAAAGGUGUUUUUGUUGAAAACCCAAAGAACAGAGAAGCAGACACAAUGAUGAGCCUGCUAGGGCGACCCGAUGUGGAUGCGGGUGAGGUGUUUGUCAAUUUCAAUCAAAACAUAACUUCGCUGGCUGUGGCGACCAGCGGUAGUUACAGCCUGUAUAGCCUGAGCUCUGUUGACUCCACGCUGGACAAAAUCUAUAACACAAAAAGCGAUGAUCUAUUCCUCAUCGAGCGACUCUUCGAGAGCUCCCUGGUUGCCAUUGUGUCGCAGCGAGCGCCGCGCAAAUUGAAAGUUUGCCAUUUCAAAAAGCAGAGCGAAAUUUGCAAUUACUCUUACUCGAAUACGAUUUUGGCUGUGAAGCUGAAUCGGGAGCGCUUGAUUGUCUGCUUGGAGGAGUCGCUCUACAUCCACAACAUACAGGACAUGAAGGUGGUGCACACCAUACGCGAUACGCCCUGCAACCAGCUGGGCUUGUGUGCACUCUCCUCCUCGUCGGAGCACUGCUACCUGGCCUACCCGGGCAGCGUGACAAGUGGCGAGGUGCAGAUCUUCGAUGCCAUCAACUUGCACGCCAAGACUAUGAUACCCGCCCAUGACACCCCAUUGGCGGCUAUUGCUUUUAGUCCGUCGGGCACAGAGAUCGCGACGGCCAGCGAGCGCGGUACUGUGAUUCGUGUGUUCAGCUCCCAGGAUGGCAGCCGCUUGUUCGAGCUGCGACGCGGCCUCAAACGUUGCGUCUCCAUUGUCUCGCUCUCAUUCAGCACUUGUGCUGAGUACUUGGUCUCCAGCUCGAACACGGAGACGGUGCACAUAUUCCGCUUGGAUCGCAGCGCUGCCGAAAACAGCGAUCAUGGCAAACAGUCGAGCGACGAUUGGAUGGGUUACUCGUUUUUUAGAUUCUUGAGCAAAACGGUGACCAGCUACUUGCCCACGCAGGUGACCGACGUGUUUAGCCAGGGACGCGCUUUCGCGUCGGUCACGCUGCCAGAGGCGGGUGUGCGACGCAUGUGCGCCAUAACCACGAUACAGAAGCAGCUAAGACUCUUGAUUGCCUCGCAGGAUGGCUAUUUGUACGUCUAUUCCAUACCCUCGGUUGAGGGCGCUGAGUGCCAGUUGCUGAAGCGUCACGACCUGCGCUUGGACGACAGCUACGCCAUGGAUGUUAAAGUUGAUUCACAUCACACUUCAGGUCUGAACAGUAAUGUUAGCAUUGGCGGUGCGGCUGGUGUCCCAAAUGCUGCUGCUGCUGCAGCUGCUGGGGAUGGCAAAGCCAAUGAGAAACCGGGCAGUUCGUCGAGCGGCGGAGGCAACGCAGGUGCCAGCUAUGCCUCGGCUGUAAAGGGCGAUGAACCGGCUGGUGGUUCAUCCUCCUCCACUUAGGUGCAAUUGAACUCACGCAACAACAACCGCAACUGAUAACAGAACAUGAUAAAACAUAAACAAAAGAACAGAAGAAAACGAACUCACUCCUCAAAGUACUAAGGACGAUGAUGAUAAAGUGAUUGGAUUUGGGUCAUGCAGCUGGCGACGACAUGUGGGAGACGGUAGCUCGCUCCAUGACGUCAAACAAAAAUAAGUAAAUAAAUGAAUAGGUCUUAGACUUAGCUUUUAAAUGUAAUCAAUUGACGAUUCUUCCUCGGUUAAUAAGUAAAAAGUUAAAUUGAGUAACGCCUCAUUUCUCAAAGCAAUUUUUGUUAGUUUUUAAGUUUACUGUUCAUGGCGCUGCCAUCAAUAGGAAAAGAAAUGCUUUUGUCAUACAAUCUUAAGUUAGCUGUUAUAUUUUUCAAUAUUUUUUAAUAUACACUUGCUUCAAUUGAAAUUUCUUACUAAAUAAAUUGCCUUUGUAAAUUUAUGUGCACAUACUCUUUAUUUGAACCCUUGACAAUCCACCGAAAGCUCAUAUUCUAAUUUAUAAUUUUUGCUUAGUAACUUUGCAAUACUCAGCAUUAGCAUAUUUAUCGUUUGUUAUAUUGCCAAUGCAACUAAUAAUAUUAUAAUUAUAUCAAAAUAAUCAAGUAACAAGAUAAUGAGUGAAAACAUCAAAUUUGAAGUGUGUACGCAAAGGAGGAACAAUUUUCGGCAUAUAUAGUAAAUAUAUAUAUAUAUAUAUAUAUAUAUAUAUAUAUAUAUAUAUUUUGUACAAAGUCAAACAUUUUAGAACAUAAUAUUUAAAGCAGUUUACAAAAAUCAUGCGCUACUUUAUUGUAUUCAAUAAAUUACAUAUUUAAUUUACUA